UGGUGGGAAGCGAUUAAAUCAAAUCUUUCAGGGGAGAACUCAGCUCUAGGCUUUCAUGGUCAAAAUACUAAAGGUCAGCUCCGCGUGUGUGUCCCAACUGUCCCAGAAGCUUCAACUCGAAGAAACCCCAAACUUUAAGUUGUGCUUAUAGCUUCAGCUUAACCCCCUUCCUAAUUGAAACCAAAUGUGCAAUAUAUUGGAUGCUGGGAUCCCUGGCGCUUUCCCAGGAAUCCUCAGAAUGUGAGGUUUCUCUCAAAGGCAUCUUGCAUCAGCCUGUGGAUGUAUGCCUACCACCAGGCUCCUUCACCAGCAAAGUGGAAAAAGAAGCGUUUCACAACAAAUUCUUCUUUCUGGGUUGGGGAAACGCAGUGGAUUAUAGCUCUGUUUUCUUCUUUCCAAAACUGUGCACCCCUGGAUGAAAGUCAAAUUCCAUAUUUCUCCGGGUGAUCAGGAGGUGAAGGUGUCAAGCUACGGGAGCAGUAUGGAUUCUCUCUCGGAGGCCACUCCUGCACUUGGCUGAACAUUUGUCAGGAUAUCAGAUCCUCCAUCAAGGGAGAUCUACAAGUUGCCUGGGGUUCAAUGCUAUAGAAAGUUCCAAGGUUUGUGGCUUGAAUUGUUCUAAAGAAGCUGAAAUAAUUGAAGAGAAGUAGAGGCCAGCUGUUUUUGAGGAUCCUGCUCCACAGAGAAUGCUCUGCCCCUGUUGAUACUCCAGUUCCAACACCAUCUUCUGAGAUGAUCCUGAUUCCCAGAAUGCUCUUGGUGCUGUUCCUGCUGCUGCCUAUCUUGAGUUCUGCAAAAGCUCAGGUUAAUCCAGCUAUAUGCCGCUAUCCUCUGGGCAUGUCAGGAGGCCAGAUUCCAGAUGAGGACAUCACAGCUUCCAGUCAGUGGUCAGAGUCCACAGCUGCCAAAUAUGGAAGGCUGGACUCAGAAGAAGGAGAUGGAGCCUGGUGCCCUGAGAUUCCAGUGGAACCUGAUGACCUGAAGGAGUUCCUGCAGAUUGACUUGCAUACCCUCCAUUUUAUCACUCUUGUGGGGACCCAGGGGCGCCAUGCAGGGGGUCACGGCAUCGAGUUUGCCCCCAUGUACAAGAUCAAUUACAGUCGGGAUGGCACUCGCUGGAUCUCUUGGCGGAACCGUCAUGGGAAACAGGUGCUGGAUGGAAAUAGUAACCCCUAUGACAUUUUCCUAAAGGACUUGGAGCCGCCCAUUGUGGCCAGAUUUGUCCGGUUCAUUCCAGUCACCGACCACUCCAUGAAUGUGUGCAUGAGGGUGGAGCUUUACGGCUGUGUCUGGCUAGAUGGCUUGGUGUCUUACAAUGCUCCAGCUGGGCAGCAGUUUGUACUCCCUGGAGGUUCCAUCAUUUAUCUGAAUGAUUCUGUCUAUGAUGGAGCUGUUGGAUACAGCAUGACAGAAGGGCUAGGCCAAUUGACUGAUGGUGUGUCUGGCCUGGACGAUUUCACCCAGACCCAUGAAUACCACGUGUGGCCCGGCUAUGACUAUGUGGGCUGGCGGAACGAGAGUGCCACCAAUGGCUACAUUGAGAUCAUGUUUGAAUUUGACCGCAUCAGGAAUUUCACUACCAUGAAGGUCCACUGCAACAACAUGUUUGCUAAAGGUGUGAAGAUCUUUAAGGAGGUACAGUGCUACUUCCGCUCUGAAGCCAGUGAGUGGGAACCUAAUGCCAUUUCCUUCCCCCUUGUCCUGGAUGACGUCAACCCCAGUGCUCGGUUUGUCACAGUGCCUCUUCACCACCGAAUGGCCAGUGCCAUCAAGUGUCAAUACCAUUUUGCUGAUACCUGGAUGAUGUUCAGUGAGAUCACCUUCCAAUCAGAUGCUGCAAUGUACAACAACUCUGGAGCCCUGCCCACCUCUCCUAUGACACCCACAACCUAUGAUCCAAUGCUUAAAAUUGAUGACAGCAACACUCGGAUCCUGAUUGGCUGCUUGGUGGCCAUCAUCUUUAUCCUCCUGGCCAUCAUUGUCAUCAUCCUCUGGAGGCAGUUCUGGCAGAAAAUGCUGGAGAAGGCUUCUCGGAGGAUGCUGGAUGAUGAAAUGACAGUCAGCCUUUCCCUGCCAAGUGAUUCUAGCAUGUUCAACAAUAACCGCUCCUCAUCACCUAGUGAACAAGAGUCCAACUCGACUUACGAUCGCAUCUUUCCCCUUCGCCCUGACUACCAGGAGCCAUCCAGGCUGAUACGAAAACUCCCAGAAUUUGCUCCAGGGGAGGAGGAGUCAGGCUGCAGCGGUGUUGUGAAGCCAGUCCAGCCCAGUGGCCCUGAGGGGGUGCCCCACUAUGCAGAGGCUGACAUAGUGAACCUCCAGGGAGUGACAGGAGGCAACACAUACUCAGUGCCUGCCGUCACCAUGGACCUGCUCUCAGGAAAAGAUGUGGCUGUGGAGGAGUUCCCCAGGAAACUCUUAACUUUCAAAGAGAAGCUGGGAGAAGGACAGUUUGGGGAGGUUCAUCUCUGUGAAGUGGAGGGAAUGGAAAAAUUCAAAGACAAAGAUUUUGCCCUAGAUGUCAGUGCCAACCAGCCUGUCCUGGUGGCUGUGAAAAUGCUCCGAGCAGAUGCCAACAAGAAUGCCAGGAAUGAUUUUCUUAAGGAGAUAAAGAUCAUGUCUCGGCUCAAGGACCCAAACAUCAUCCAUCUAUUAGCUGUGUGUAUCACUGAUGACCCUCUCUGCAUGAUCACUGAAUACAUGGAAAAUGGAGAUCUCAAUCAGUUUCUUUCUCGCCAUGAGCCCCCUAAUUCUUCCUCCAGCAAUGUACCCACUGUCAGUUACACCAAUCUGAAGUUUAUGGCUACCCAAAUUGCCUCUGGCAUGAAGUACCUUUCCUCUCUUAAUUUCGUUCACCGAGAUCUGGCCACACGAAAUUGCUUAGUGGGUAAGAACUACACAAUCAAGAUAGCUGACUUUGGAAUGAGCAGGAACCUGUACAGUGGUGACUAUUACCGGAUCCAGGGCCGGGCAGUGCUCCCUAUCCGCUGGAUGUCUUGGGAAAGUAUCUUGCUGGGCAAGUUCACUACGGCAAGUGAUGUGUGGGCCUUUGGGGUUACUUUGUGGGAGACUUUCACCUUUUGCCAGGAACAGCCCUAUUCCCAGCUGUCAGAUGAACAGGUUAUUGAGAAUACUGGAGAAUUCUUCCGAGACCAAGGGAGGCAGACUUACCUCCCUCAACCAGCCAUUUGUCCUGACUCUGUGUAUAAGCUGAUGCUUAGCUGCUGGAGAAGAGAUACGAAGAACCGUCCCUCAUUCCAAGAAAUCCACCUUCUGCUCCUUCAACAAGGCGACGAGUGAUGCUGUCAGUGCCUGGCCACAUUCCUACGGCUCAGGUCCUCUCUACAAGACCUACCACUCACCCACGCCUAUGCCACUCCAUCUGGUCAUUUAAUGAACCUGAGAGACAGAGGCUUGUUUGCUUUGCUGUCUGUUCCUGGUCACCCCCACUCCCUACUCCUGACUCAUAUAUACAUUUUUUUUUUUUACAUUAAAUAACUUAAAAAAAAAAGCCUAGGGCAGAUACAAUCUAGUAAAAGAAAAUCUUACUUGAUAUACCAAAAUGUUGGAUAACAAAGGCUAGAAAAUUCAGAUAAUUUAUAAAGGUUAACUAUGCUUGUGCUUAUAAAUGUGCAGAUUCUACAAUACUUUUCCAUGUCACUCUAAAAGAAUCUUCGGAAAGAAAAACUUGAAGAAUACUAAUGUCUUGGGAAACAUGAGAUUAAAUUUAGGGAAAACACUUGAUAGAUGUGGAGAAUCUGAGGACUCAGAAUUCAGCAACUAAUCACAGGUGGUUUUCUAAUUUGGCCUCUGGACAUGUCUCACUGUUUGCAUUUCUCUCUCCUGUCAAACUGAAUGAUAUAUUCUUGAAACCCCCCAAUUUCUUGAAAUGGGUGUUCUGCUCAUUCAUAGACAGGGGUCAGGGUUGAAGUUCAUAUAUGAAACAACUGGGGAUAUAGAUAGGAAAGAAUGUUUGCUGCAAGAGUGUAUGAAGGGGGAUUGUCAUUUACAGAAAAAAAGUACCUCGUGGAUGGAAGGAUUCAUGAAUAGAUAAUGGACAUAGGAAAGGAGGUCAAUGGAGGACACAUAACAGACAUGGUAUCCACCAUUUAUUUGUGAUUUUGUAAGAGGGUUGUUUUCUUUGUCUUGUUCAGAUAUUUUCAUGUGUGUGUUUUAGUGAGAAUCUGAGUUUUUAAUCAGUAAAGGCUGAUGUUUUGAUAUCUUGAUAGUAGACUCUCGAGUUCAUCUUGUCCAAAUCUUCUAGCGUUUUCAAGGAUGAAGCCUCUGUAGGAUCUUUGGGCUUGGGGCUGAAUUUCUCAGGCAUAAAUACCUACUGGCCUUGUCCAAGAGGGAAUAGGUCUGUUCUGAGUGUCCCCAAAAAAAGUUGUCCUAGGACUAAUGUGGAGAAGUUACAGGGAGACUGAUUUCCAUUCCUUAUUGGGGAAAACAAAGCACUCAGAACAUACAAGGAUAAAUGGGCUGCUACCAGAGGUGGGGAGUCUCUUGUCAAAGAAAAUGGAGGUUUUGAAACACAAAGUAGAUGGUGGUGUAAGACAAUGUUUAAUGUCUUUCUAACUCCGAGAGUCCUUGAUUCUAGAGAGGCACAGGAUGAGCAUCUAUUGCUACUGCUGAGUAUACACUCUCUUGCCUCUGAGAUGGUGUGACCCGCAGAAAAGAAAUCUCAAAGCUGUGGCUUCAGAAUUCAUGGAAACAGAGCCACUGUCAAGAAGGAAUCUGCUCAGAGCAGAUUCUGAGCUUUCACACUCCACAAAUCUUCAGAUUUAGUGGGAAGCUAGAAAAAGGAACUCUUAAUUUCCAUUGAGGAGAAACAUGAAGACAUUACAAAUCAGCUUCCCAAGUUGAGAAGGAAUGGCCUUGACCCCUUGGGUCUGCCUCUGUUGCCCUCACCAGUUUACCUUCUACAACAGUUUCUCAGGAACAUGUGUAUUUCCCCAUUCAGACUUCAGCAUUGCUCCAGGCCACAGCAUAAGCAUAAAUCCCAAGUCCACAGGAUCCAUUUUUCAGGUCAUAUUCUGAUCCUAGCAAAUGUCCUUUCCCCGUAGUUGUCCUAUGCCUUUGGGCUUUAGUCUAUCCCAGGACUAACUUUGGAGAAAUCAUUGGUUUGAAAGUCAAGAGAACAUUGAUUUGGGAGCUUUAACCCUCUUUCUGCUUCACACUAAGUGUGUCCUCUUGGCUAAAUCACUUGGUCUUUCUGCAUUUUGUUUUCUUAUUUAUAGGAUGAGGAAAUUAGAUUAAAUAGUUUUGAGGUCCCUGCUGGUUCUGAUACGUCCAGUACUAACUGGAUAAUUGAAUCUAUAACUGAUGGAUUUAGUAAUCUGGUCAUUUCUUGCUCUGAAAAUUGUAACCAGCAAAAGAGAUCAUGGAAGAAAUCACUGUAAUGGUAGUAUAGUAACACAUGCCAUUUGUAUUGUGCCUUAGGUUUACCAGGUGUUUCCAAAUACAUUAGCAUAUUUGAUAUGUGCAGGGCUAGAUACCUUGGGACCUGCCACACUCCGCUUUCAAAAUAAGUAUUCUAAGCUUCAUUAGAAUUAAAGGGACUUGAACUCAGGACCUGCAGCCUAUUCUUCUUUAUCCACAUGCCUCUGGUAGGGCUACAUCCAGACCAUGCCAUGACUUCUUAUGGAGCAAGAGAAAAUAAUAUUAUUUUAUCUUCCUUUGCCUAAAAUCUCUUCACUUAUUCUUUUUUAUGAUUCUGCCCCAGUUCACUGGGUUAUUCUAUGUUUCCAUAUUUUUUUAAAAUCAUAUUUAAAAUGAACUUACAGUGUCUGAGUUUUCCCAGCCUUGAGUCAUAGAAGUAAUCUGUUUCAGAUGGCUGCUCAAUAUAUAUUAUCAUGUAAUACAUAUCUGUAUCCUUUUCUGGGAUGAGGAAGGCUUCAACUUCUGGCACUGAGACCUUUGUAUUACAGACACAGGUUUAGUUUCUAGCUUAGUCAUGCCUUUAGAGUUUAGUAGCACACAUCCAAGCAACCCAACAGAAUACAUGGUGAGGGCCUAGUGUGUAGAAUUCAUACUAAGUAGUUCAUAUUUGAACUACAUAGUAAGUAGUUCAAAUUUGAAUUAGAGGAACAAAGCUAGGACUUAUUUGGAGAAGGAGAUCGAAAAAAAUGAUCAGAGACUGUGGGGCCUUAUUACGUUUGCAGUAAGUUAUCUUCUUCAUGAUAUAUGUGAAUUAUUUUGUGUGCAGAUUGUGUUUUGGGAUUGCCAGAUCUAAAUUUAUGUUCUUGCUGGCUAAUGUGCUGAUAGUUAGGUCUAUCUAAAACUUGAUGUGCUUUCCAGACACAUAUGUGACCAGAUAAGAUCUAAAGUGCAAAGCGGUGCCUGAGGAGCAAAAUGUGAUUUUAAUGUUGUGGAAAGAUCACUUGCAAGUAUAUUAAGACUGUAUAAAGAAGAGGAUUGUAUGCAAGUGGGGUGAAAAAAAAAAGGAUACGCGAAUGUGCAUAUGACUGAAUGGGGGGAAGGUCAGGGCUAGAAAGGAGGCUACAAAAAAGGGGCAACGGAGAGUGCACAGGAAAGACACAGGGAAAGAUCAAGUUGAGCAAGUAGAAACAGGAGUAGCUGGAGCCAUUGGGAAUCCAUUUUGAAACAAGAAGGAGUUUUGAAAGGGAAUAGGAAAGUAAGUAUCUUGAAGUAAAAGAUAAAUAUGAAUGGAGAAAGAAGAAAUUCUGGAUGAUAGAGAUGAUAAAAAUAUUUAUUAAGAAAUGAAGUCAGGUUCAAUGUAUGAAAUGGAAAGGAAUUUUUCAGAAUUUUAAAAAAGGGGAAGUUCCUUUUGGAAAAGAUAUAGCAAUCAUCAGGGAAUGACCUUUUCAUUUCAGAAGUGUGUGAGGAAGGUAGUUUGAGCAUCUGGUGUAUUCUGGACCAUUUCAAGUGCUGGUGAGAAGUAAUCAACUAUUUGCCUGAACGGGGCUUGGUUUCCCAAGUGCUGCUUUGGAAAUGAAGACCCAGAGAUGGGGAGCUUAUGGUAGUUCAUAAAUCUUCAUGUUCUAUUAUCUUUCCUCUGUCAAAAAAGUUCAUUUUCAAUAAUGCCCACCAUUGCUGUGCCCAGAAUAACCACAGGCAAACAUCAAAACAAUACGCAUAAGUUAGACAAGAUUAAAUCUUAUCUGAUAUCUGCACAAACAGAUAUGCACCAUGUUGGAAACAUGUGUUUUUCUAGUCCCAUCCAGGCUUCCCACAACAAAGCCAUGAUGUGGGUCUAAACCAUAUGUUUUGAGUAAAGGAGAAUAGAAGAAGAGGAGUGUCUGCAAGACAGAAAGAGAUGAAGAUGUUCCAAGGAAGUAUACUAAAACAGAACAGUGAAUGUUUUGCCCAAAACUACAGAAAGAAAGAAAGAAAGAAAGAAAGAAAGAAAGAAAGAAAAGAAAGAAAGAAAAGAAAAUUGCAAUAUAUGGCUACUAAGUCUUUGAUUGUAAGUUGAAUUUAUAGACCUGGAAUUUGCUAUCCUAAUCUUUCCCUUUCAGUAAGACUUUUGUCCUCUGGCAGUGCAUAUGGUAGGUAGGUCCCUAAUGUUUCUGCAUCUCCAGGAAGAUGCAGAUCCUUAUUUUUGCUGGGAAAAUCUUCUUAAUAGAAAUGUAACAUUUUAAUAAAAACAGAUUAAUGUUUUUUUCACUUGGUAAUAAGUUGUCAAGAACUGAACUUAGAGGGAAAGAGACUGGAGUGGUUAAUGGUGAUUUAAUUUCUGGCAUUUUGAGUUUUCUGCUACAAUUAGCUGCAUUACUUGUGCCAAAGAGCAGUGAAGAAUUGUUGAGUUGGUGUCUCCUUUAAAAAAACUUGUUAUUUUGAAAGAACUUAAAGCUCACAAGAUGUUACAAAAAUAGUAAAGUGGCCUUACCCUAGAUCCAGUUUUCCCCAUUUAUAAAAUUUCACUUAGUCCAUUUUCAGAACCAGAAAAUUAACAUUGGCAUAAUGCUAUUAACUAAACCACAGACCUUUUUUCAAUUUCACCAGUUUUUCCACACAUAUUCAUUUAGUUGCUGGAUACUUUUAAUUCUUGCUGAUUUGUAAUCUGGCCUUGCUUGGAUACAACAGGAAAGACACUAUCUGGAUAAAAUUCUACAGUAUUAGAGAGACUAUAACACAUUAAUGUGUUCCUUUAUCAUGAGCAAUACCCUGCCUACGUUGCUUCUAAAUUUUCUGAUUAGUUAGGCUGUUUGGCAUCUGAAACAAUCCAAGACAAACUUAGAAAUAUUAGGCAACACAAAAGACAGUAAGAACUGCUCAUAGCUUGUUGCCUAGAAAACCAGGUAUAGCAGGAUAUUCUAGAUAUUUCCUGAAGCUUCUACAGUGAGUAGGAUUAGUACUGGGGACAAAAUGAGGAGUUUAGAGUAAACCAGUAUUUCAGUCAAGAGUUAGUUGGCACUUAGUUAAUGGCACUGGGAAUAGCUUGUGGAGAGAAGAGAAUGCAAUGGUAUAGACUCCUAAUGUUUGAUAAAAUACUAUUUUCAGAGUGGUAGAGAGGUUUUAUUUGCCUAAAUAGCUGUCAUUAAAUGGAAUAACAACCACAUUAAACCAAAUUAAUUGCAAACACAGCAGCAACCUGUGGAGAAGUUGAAACUCCAGUUUUGUGGAUUACAGUUUUGAGUUUUACGAUUGACAUUUUUAAGUCCCCUAUUUAAGGGGUCACAAUUUUAUAACAAUGUGUGUCUUAUUAAGUUCCUAGGUCAUUGUGAGCACUUGAUAAAUAUUUGCUGAAUGUUGUUUUUUUGAAUGAAUUUAAGAUGGAAACAAAAACUUGUCAUCCAGUUAACUAGAGUGAAUAUAGGGAGAAUUUUUUUGCUGUAACAUGGAGAGUUUAUUUUCAAAAUGAGGAAAGAGAAAAAAAUAUUCAGACUCGUACCUGGUGAAGUGCAUUCUCUGUAUACUUUUUGAUGGAGAAAUUGAUCUAUAGAGCUGCUUAAUUUUUUGAGGCAUUUAGACAGCAAUGAAAGGUAGUUCUCCACAGGACACCAAUUCAAAGGGAGAGAUCAGACUCUGGCCUUAUACCCAGUCUAUUUGAAACAAGCUAUCUAGUUUCUCCUGCAGACACCUUGUCAACAACAUGCAACAAUGUCAGGUGCCUUGCAGGAAAAUAAUCUGAGUCCCAAGCUAGCUGUGCUCAUCGACAAUUACAAUGAACAUAUCAAGGAAGAAUUUGCAGACACUCAAAGGAAGCACAAUGGGGUAAGGUAAUCACUUUCAGUGAAAAACUGUUUUCUUGAAAAGAGGCUUCCUGCAAACACACCAAGAGUCUGUAAUCUAGCCUAUCCAUUAUAUAUCCUUUAUUAUUCAUGAUAUCCUAUUCUUCUACCCUGUUGCCUGGUAACUUUUUCUGAGGACUGAGUUUCUGCAGCCAUGUGGUGCACUCUUCCUGUGAUGAGGAAACAUCUGGGCCCCCUUCUGCAGGCUUUGGAAGGUGAUGUGUCUUGUCAAGGGGUAAAGAUAAAAUGGAUUUAAUUUCUGCUUAAAACUAUCAUAGACGUUCCAAAUAGAAUACGUAAAAUUUCUCUGUAUUAGAAAAAGAAACGUGAUACCAAUUGUAUAUUUUCUUUUCUUUAUUUAUUCUCUGUAAGUCUGUCAGAUGAUAAAUUGUAAAUAACAAUGAUUAAAGAGUCAUGCUACUGA
This is a messenger RNA of Macaca mulatta (Rhesus monkey), 9618 nucleotides long. It is a transcript of the gene DDR2, whose product is annotated as discoidin domain receptor tyrosine kinase 2. NCBI's taxonomy places the organism in Eukaryota, Metazoa, Chordata, Mammalia, Primates, Cercopithecidae. The record is from RefSeq and is a predicted model, not a curated record. Gene Ontology annotation, biological process: positive regulation of phosphatidylinositol 3-kinase/protein kinase B signal transduction; positive regulation of kinase activity; protein phosphorylation. Gene Ontology annotation, molecular function: collagen binding; ATP binding; protein tyrosine kinase collagen receptor activity. Gene Ontology annotation, cellular component: signaling receptor complex; plasma membrane.